UGCACGCGCCUCCAUGAGCACGCGUCCGUCCGGCGUGCGCUUGUUGCGAUUGCGCUUUCGCAGUCUUGAAUUUGUCCCGUGGAUGCUCCUGAGAAGGGGAAGCUCUCUGAUUUCUGCAAGCGCUGCAAAAGUGUUGGAGGGCGCGAGACGACGCACGCGGCGGAGCCGACGGGAGCGGACUUGCUGAGAGAAUCCUAUUUUGGAGGAGAGUGGGACGAAAGUGCGAGCUGACGAACGACAGAAACAAGGACGACAGCGGGAAUCCUGCAGCAGAAAUCUGUUUUCCAGUGUUUUGGAGCGCAUGCCCCCCGGAGGAGCUUGUUGUCUGAACUGUUGAGUCCGACCAGACCGGCUCCAGACGCCGCUGAGCGCACCAGCCGCUCCGGACAUCAGCUGAUCGAAGCGUGAUUUAAGAUCAUAAUAACGGUAAUAAAUACAUAUAAUGGGCUGUUUUUCUUCUGACGGGGACAGCACAUUGCUCUAACUCUGGCGGAUCAUGUCGGGGGUUCACGCUUCAGAGACCGUCUCGGGACAUUUCUUGGACCCUGCCAUCAGCGCACCAACAGCCCAGGGCGCGACCAACCUAACGGGGAUCACCGGAGAUGGGGCCGCGGUGCCUCCCACCGCUACCCGGACCUACUUGGAGGUGUCGAGCGCUGCUCAGUGCUUCGGGGCUGAGGAGGUGUUCACCAACGGACGGUACCGGGAGCACGGCAGUCCACGGAUCGGGAGCGGCAGUCGUGAUAAUUCCGCGGAGAGGAUUCAGGGAUCUGGAAACGCACCUUGCGGCAUCAUGAAGGAUGGUUCCAAACAGAAACAGGUCAGGAAGAAAACCGUGUCCUUCAGCUCAAUGCCGAGCGACCGUAAGAUCAACAGCACAGCUGCUUGCAUUGCCUUUAUGAUGGAGGGUUGUGAGAUGAAGAAAGUGCGCUCCAACUCACGCAUGUACAACCGCUACUUCCUGCUCGACCCAGACAUGCACUGGCUCCGAUGGGAGCCAUCUAAGAAGGAUUCAGAAAAAGCCAAAUUGGAAAUCAAAAGCAUUAAGGAAGUCCGUUUAGGGAAGAAGACCCCUGUUCUACGCAGCAAUGGUCUCUCUGAUCAGUUUCCUGAUGAGUGCGCCUUCUCAAUAAUCUAUGGAGACAACUAUGAGAGCUUAGAUUUAGUUGCCAGUACAGCAGAUGUGGUCAGCACAUGGGUCAUGGGCCUAAGAUAUUUGGUGUCCUAUGGCCGACACACUGUGGACAUAGUGGAACCCAGUCAACCAAGCCUAAGAACAUCUUGGAUUGGCUCAGUCUUUGAGCUAGCUGACAUGGAAAAAGAUGGACUUAUAGACUUAUUCAGAGCAACUCAGAUAAUCAAGGGUCUCAAUCCUGGUAUGAAAGAAUCUAGGAUAGAGCUGAAAUUUAAGGAAUUACAGAAAGCCAAAGACCAAUAUGGGGAAGCUAUUAACAUGGACACGUUUGUGGAGGCUUAUUGUGAGCUCUGCACACGACCAGAGAUUUUCUUCCUGUUAGUUCAGUUCUCCAGCAACAAGGAGUACCUGGACAGUAAAGAUCUGAUGCUGUUUGUGGAUGUGGAGCAGGGUGUGGAGGGCGUGACGGAAGAAAUGUGCAGGGAUAUUGUUCAGAAAUUUGAGCCGUCGGCCAAAGGUAGAGAAAAGGGCUACCUUUCCAUUGACGGUUUUACACACUACCUCCUGUCCUCUGAAUGCCACAUUUUUGACCCGCAGCACAAACGAGUGUGCCAGGAUAUGACCCAGCCUCUUUCCCACUACUAUAUAAACUCCUCACAUAAUGCCUCCCUUCUAGAUGACCAUUUCUGGGGUUCAUCAGACAUCAGCAGCUACAUUCGAGCUUUAAGGAUGGGAUGUCGCAGCAUUGAGAUCAUAGUAUGGGAUGGCCCUGACAAUGAGCCAGUGGUAUAUGUAGGUAGUUCUGUUGCUUCACAACUAGCUUUCUCUAAAGUUCUGGACAUUAUAAACCAGUAUGCUUUUGAAAGCUCUGAGUAUCCUCUUAUUCUCUGUUUGGUGACCCACUGCUGUAUUCCUCAACAAAGAGUCAUGGCACAACACCUAAAGAAGAUUCUUGGGGACAAGCUAUACCUUGAACCCCCCAACAAUGAGGAAAACUACUUACCCUCUCCUCAGAAACUUAAAGGUAAAAUACUCCUCAAGAGUAAAAAGUUGCCACCCAACUGCACUGAUACUGAAGGUGAUGUAACAGAUGAGGAGGAGGGCCUGGAAAUGUCCAGAAGAGUUGGAGCUGAUGAGAAGGACCAACUGAAUGGUUUGGGCUACAAGAGACUUAGGCUCUGCAGAGAGCUAUCUGACCUUGUGUCUUUCUGCAAGUCAGUGCAGUUCAGGGACUUUGAAAUCUCCAAGAAGGAACAGAAAUACUGGGAAAUGUGUUCCUUCAACGAGGUGGAUGCAAACAGAUUUGCCAAUGAAUUUCCAGAGGAAUUUGUCUGCUAUAACAAGCGCUUCCUCUCCAGGGUAUAUCCCACAUCCAUGAGGAUCGAUGCCAGCAAUAUGAAUCCCCAGGAUUUCUGGAAGUGUGGUUGUCAGAUUGUGGCAAUGAAUUACCAAACACCAGGCCUGAUGAUGGACCUUAACCUUGGUUGGUUCAGGCAAAAUGGCAACUGUGGGUAUGUUUUGAGGCCAGCCAUCAUGAGAGAGGAGGUGUCCUACUUCAGUGCCAAUGCUCGGGAUUCCUUGCCAGGAGUGUCAGCUCAGCUUCUCCACAUCAAGAUCAUCAGUGGCCAGAAUCUGCCUAAGCCUCGUGGCUCUGCUGCUAAGGGUGAUGUGGUUGAACCCUACAUAUACGUAGAAAUCCACGGCAUACCAGCUGACUGUGCCGAGCAACGAACCAAAACUGUGUCCCAGAACGGAGACAAUCCUAUUUUUGAUGAAAGCUUUGAGUUCCAGAUUAAUUUACCAGAACUUGCAGUUUUACGCUUUGUGGUUCUGGAUGAUGACUACAUUGGAGACGAGUUCAUUGGCCAGUACACCAUCCCGUUUGAGUGCCUACAACCAGGCUAUAGGCAUGUCCCACUACAAUCUCUCACAGGGGAAUUCCUUCCCAACACCACCCUAUUUGUUCAUGUGGCUAUUACCAACAGGCGAGGUGGAGGAAAGGCACAUAAAAGGGGUAUAUCUGUGAAGAAGGGUAGGAAGGCCCGAGAGUAUACCACCACCAAGACCACAGGAAUCAAAGUAGUAGAUGAACUCUUCAGAGCUUCCACCCAGCCCCUCAGAGAGGCUACGGACCUCAGAGAAAAUGUUCAGAAUGCCAUGGUGUCCUUCAAGGAGCUCUGCGGCCUGACUCCUGCAGCCAACAUGAAGCAGUGUAUUCUGACCGUUUCCACCUGGCUGAUGAACAGUGAGCGAUCUCUGAGGGUAACGGUGGAUCUGAGUGAGACCUACCCCACUAUGGAGGCCCAGGGACCAGUCCCAGAGCUCUUGCGCAAAGUGCUGAAUGCCUAUGACAUGAUGAUCCAAACCAGCAAAACCCUGAUUGAGUCAGCUGAUGUCGUCUACUCUAAGCUCACACAGGCACAACGCUCAGGUCUGGACUUCCAUGAAGACCUGCAUCGGAUCGGAGCAAAAGAAGGUCUGAAGGGCCGAAAACUUCAGAAGGCCAUGGAGAGCUAUGCUUGGAACAUCACUGUGCUUAAGGGUCAGGCCGACCUGCUCAAGCACGCUAAGAGCGAGGCGCUGGACACUUUGCGUCAGAUCCACUGUGCAGCUCAGUCCUGUGGCCUGAGUAAAAAUGGAGCAGCUUCCCCACAGCUUCAGCAUCAUCCUUACCACCAACCGUCCCAAAUACAGCAACAGCCUCAGGCUAAGCUCCACCCACAGCCCCUACCACUCCACCAGUCCCAAACCUCUCCUCGGGUUUAUCUCCACCCCCAUCCACAGCUGUAUUCCCUGCCACAUUCCCAGCUACAAACUCUCCCCCUUGUCCAAACGGUCUUAAAACCACCAGCCUAUCCCCAGCCUCCACCCAUACCCCAGAAUCUGUUACAGAACCAGCAGCAGAGGGCAGCAGGACCCCUCGACACCAUCCCUGAGGGACAAAAAGAGAUGGUUGGCGACAAUCCUGCAGCAUCCUGCUGACUGGCAGCCUGUGCCCACAGAGAGUCCCACCUAAGUCGAGAAGUAGAGAAGCAGAGGGAUGUAGAUGAGACGCAGGAAGGUAAUAAGGUAAGAGAGACGGAGGAUGUUCAGGAGAGAGUGAAUGAGAUGGUGAAAAAGACUCGUCGUGCUAGAAGCAUAACGCGAGUCUGACAGGCGUUACGAACCAGUCAUGCGUUUCUCAGCAGAAAGACGCUCAAUUUGAAAACAUAAUCUCCCAUUUCAAUCGGAAAUUUGACAUUUUCUCAGUAAAAGAAUAACCGAUGGUUGCAGGUUUUUCUGGUUAGGAAUGCAUAUGGAUGACAUCCCUGUCUCUCUCUGGCCACUGCUUCUUUAUUUCACUGCGUACACCAGCUCUGUGGGUACAGGCUUUACCUCACUUUGGCGUUUUAUGCCAUAAAAAUGCCUUUUGGUUCCAGAGACACCCUGGCAUGUCUUUGAACUUUUAAUUUCUUCAUAUUUGCACUCCUUUGUCACCAUUUACAAGAAGAUGCUAAGUGCAAAACCUACACUCCUUUCAAUGAUGAGGAUGCCAUUUAAAAUUUAAAUGCACAAAUUAGAGCCGCUCUGCUGUGCUCAGCACUAGGUACCACACACACACGACCUUUUCAGCACAAACCAGGGAGCUCUUUCAUUAAAAUAGGAAAAAAAAAACAUCUGCAGCUGUUUAUUGACACUAAUGUGUAUUUUAUUGCUUCUGUCUGCCUUCACCAACACCUGCAUAUUCCUAGGAUCAUUCAAUAGGGUUUAAGCUCUUCAUCAUUCCUGGGACUCCCCCCACAGGAUCUCCUUGUCUCCUCCCCAGGGGCUGUGUUUAUGAUGUUCUGUAAGUUGGUGUUUUGGUCCCCAUGGUGGAGCUAAGCCAUAUCCUUAAGUGGUGGAGCUCAGCAAUCAUCAGCUAUAAUAUUUGGUCAUACCUGGUAGAAGUAAUGGUCAAAAUGAUCACGGUACAGCUGUUAAUAAAGUGACUAUAGAUGUAAACUGUGUGUAAAUUAUAUGAAGGGAACAUAUGUUGCUCUGAUAAUUCUCAGAUAUUGAAUGGUAUUCUAACUGUUGUAAGUUUUAUUCUUUUUUUGAACAUUACUUGCACAUCUGCAGUGAUUUGACACCUGUUGUUCUGUGGGUCGGGUCAAAACCAAGCACGUGGGACUGGGAUAAGUGAUGAUGAGUUAGAGCCACGACACCAGGGUCAAACAGUGACCUGGCAGAUGACUGUGGAAUCUGUAAGAGCUCCUUGAGGUUGCCCAUUAAAACUGGCUUCAUUGUUUAUCUCG
Messenger RNA from Nothobranchius furzeri (turquoise killifish), 5409 nucleotides. RefSeq names its product phospholipase C like 5 (gene plcl5). Gene Ontology annotation, biological process: release of sequestered calcium ion into cytosol; phosphatidylinositol-mediated signaling; lipid metabolic process. The record is from RefSeq and is a predicted model, not a curated record. NCBI's taxonomy places the organism in Eukaryota, Metazoa, Chordata, Actinopteri, Cyprinodontiformes, Nothobranchiidae. Gene Ontology annotation, molecular function: phosphatidylinositol-4,5-bisphosphate phospholipase C activity.